Heterotrigona itama is the source of this 1859-nucleotide messenger RNA. Lineage: Eukaryota; Metazoa; Arthropoda; Insecta; Hymenoptera; Apidae. The record is from the annotation of a GenBank genome assembly.
GCGUGUGUGUGUGUGUGUGUGUGCGUGUGUUCAAAAAUGAGUGCCGACGAACAGGGGACGAAAUACACAUCACCAAAUGGCUCGAAGACUUGGGAGUAUUUGGCUAUUUUAACAUGUUCUAUUAUGAGCGGUUGCAUGGGAUUCGUCGUAGGAUGGAAUUCACCAAGCAUCGUAAUAUUAAUGUCCGAAGGCUCGCCUAUCCCGGUCACAGAAUCAUCCGUUUCCACGUUGGUGGCCAUCGUGGCUGUUGGACACAUGCUGGCACCCCUAAUUAAUACCAUGAUCGUUGAUAAAUUCGGCAGGAAGAAUACUCUGUUACUUAGCGGUUUACCGGUCAUCGUCAGUUGGAGUUUGAUCGUCAUCGCUUCGUCCAUUUGGGAACUGUACGCGGCGAGAUUUCUGGCGGGCAUAUCGCUAGGAUUAUUCAUCUGCGUCUUCCCGAUGUACAUUGGCGAGGUAUCAUCGCCAGACACACGAGGCAUCGGAGGCUCCAUGAUGACCAUCGUCUACAACAUCGGCAUCCUCCUGACAUUCAUAAUCGCUCCGUAUCUUUCGUUGUCCUCGAUGGCGGCAGCUUUCCUCGCCGUCAGCAUCGUCUUCGUGAUCGUGUUCUGGUUCAUGCCGGAGUCGCCGUACUUCCUGGCGAUGAGCAAUCGAACAGACGAGGCGGAGGAGGUGCUGGAGAGACUACGGGGGAAAGCCGACGUUUCCGAGGAGCUGCAGGCGAUCGUCGAGUCACUCUCGAGGAGCGAGAAGGAGUCGGCGAAGGGCAGAGGCCUGAGGGACGUAUUCGCGUCGAGGGCGAACUUGAAGGCGCUCCUCAGCAUAGCGAUGUUCUCCGCGACGCAGUAUUUCGGUGGUUUCUUCACGAUACAGGCAUACGGCCAGUUAAUAUUCAAAUCGAUCAGCAACGUAAUGUCCGACUACGUGAUAAACGUCGCGAUCGGCGUGACGCAGGUUGUUUCGACUGUCGUCACCACGUUGCUGGUCGACAAGUUUGGCCGCAGGCCGCUUAUACUCGUCGCUGGUGUCAGCUGCGCGAUUUCCAAUCUCGCGAUCGGACUCUACUUCUUCGCCGGCGAGUACGUGCACGUGGACGUGCUGUCGCUUUCCUGGAUACCGUUCGUUGCGUCCAUCGUGUUGGUCUUCAUGUUCAACUGUCUACUGUGCCUUCAGGUGAUCCUAAUGUCGGAGAUCUUCGCGACGGAGAUCAAGGCGAUCAGCACGUGCGCCGUCAGCAUGAUCGCCGGCUUUUUGGCCACGUUAGGCACCAAGCUCUACAUAUGGGUGGCGAUCACCUUGGCCUACGGUCAUUCGCUUCCUUUUCUAUUCUACGCUGCAGCCGUGGCGGCUUGCACGGCGAUUAUCUUGCGCGUCACGCCGGAAACGAGGGGCAAAACGUUCGCGGAGAUUCAACUGGAAUUGAAGAAGUGAUCAAUCCUUCUACUCUAGAGAUGAAUUGAACUUUGCAAUUAAUUACUUUUGCCUGAACUCGACGUUCACGCGCGAACCGGUUCCGGGAAGCGAUGAACGCGUCUACCGAGUCUGAAGAAUCUCUGCAAAAUUGGACAAAAUAGUAGUUUCCUGUUCCUUUGGGACGAUUGAAAAAAUUUAAUAAAUAAUUGAAUAUCAUAGAAAUUUUACACUACAUCGACGAUACUAUAUAACAUACAUAAUUUGUUAUAUCAUAUGUUGUUAUAUAUUAUACAAAGUACGAUCUUCAUUUCUUUUUUCUUUGUUUAGGAAAGUUCAAACUUCUUAAACAAUUAGCUACUAUUUAAUGCAAAAAAAAAAUUAAAUCUUUUAAAAUUACAAAUGGAGUUUUAUAUCGCAGUUUUGUUAAAUAAAGCAUGAACGAG